Cuscuta epithymum is the source of this 813-nucleotide messenger RNA. The record is from the annotation of a GenBank genome assembly. Lineage: Eukaryota; Viridiplantae; Streptophyta; Magnoliopsida; Solanales; Convolvulaceae.
AUGAAGAAAUGACAAAGGCGCUUAUUACUUCCCAGACUUCUCAAUGGGAGUAGGGGUGGAGCCGGGCCGGCGGUUCAGGAAUGGGAGGCUUGGGACCAGCCCGGGUAAUCCCCGGGUCCGGGCCUCGGAUUCUUCCCAAAGUCUGGAAUAUGCCCUCAGUUCUAGUGAUAAUCCAGGAACAAUAAUAACCCACGUUGUUUUGAAAGGUUACAACUAUGAAGAAUGGGCCAGAGCAUUAUUCCGUAUUUCACUUCGUGCCAAGAGAAAGAAUCCGUUCAUUGACGGAACUAUGAAGCAACUUGCCGAGACCGCUCCAGAGAUUGAUGAGUGGUGGACGGUCAAUUCGAUGGUUGUGGCCUGGAUAUUCAACACUAUUGAAGCUUCACUUCGAACCUCCAUCUCCUACCGAGAUGUUGCUCGAGACUUGUGGGAAGACAUUAAACAACGCUUCUCAGUCGGCAAUGGAGUAAAGAUUUACCAAAUUAAAGCUGAAAUUUCAGACUGCAAACAAAAGAAUGGCGAGAUAAUUAUGAGUUAUUUCGGUCGGCUUAAGAAAUUGUGGGACGAUCUGAAUGAUUUUGAUGUCCUCUCUUGCAAGUGCGCUGGUUGUAAGUGUGAUCUGACAACGAAGCUUCGUCAACGCCGAGAAGCUGAUCAAGUGCGAGAAUUCCUAAUAGGGCUUGAGCCCUUCUGAUGUGAAUUUUCUCGCACUUAAAAAUGAUGUAGUAAAGUGGUUGAAAGUACGAGUAUCGUCUCCACAGGGACGGACAAAAGGGAAUUAAAGAUUAACUAAAUUCAGCGAUUAAAAAUAAA